AUUAAUAUUUCUCAUUCCAAUUGUGGCACAUAUCGAAAUACUGAGCUCGAUAUCUUCCUGUUGGGCCCGAUUUUGUACUUGAGUUUUUAAGAAAUCGCUUUAAGGCGGUAUAAAAUUGGUUAGGCGGUCAAUAUUUUAAACUCUGGGACACGUGGACUCUGGGACACGUGGAGAGAGUUGAACAACUUUUUAGCAACAUUUAUAGUAUAGAUUGUCUAUGUUGGAAUAAUUUGGCCGAUUGGUUCACACCAACAACCGAACCAGAACCAAAAACCAAAAACGUCGGAAUUACAUACUAGAAUAAAUAAAUUUAUUGUAAUAUGAGGUUUUGAACUUGCGACCUUGAAGACAAGCUCCCACGUCCACGUACAUUUGGUGACAAACAAUCUCUCUUUUCCAAAAUUUGCCCGCCAUUCUCUCUAUCGCUUCGGGGAGGGUUUUUUCCACAAAGAACAGUGACAAAACCAGUGACCCUAAAAUCUGAUUCCGAGAAACGUUAUUUUCCAUUCCUAGCGAAGUCGUGAAAGAGUGAGGAUUUGAAAAAGCUAGGUCGAAUCUAAACUAUGGAAAUCAAGUGAUUCUCCGAAAUGGGUUCCAAGGUUCCGAUAGAAAUCGUUGAAGAAGACGGAUUCGAUUGGGAAGCAGCAGUAAGAGAAAUCGACUUGGCUUGCUUGAACAGAGCAUCAAACGCAUCUUCUUCUUCGACCCAUUUCGCUCCUUCUGCUCAUCAACCAAUUACGAAGGACAAUGGCACUAAGCCUCCUGCUAAAAGACAAUCUACUCUCGAUAGUUUCAUCGGAAGGACCGAGCACAAACCAGCCCCACAGGCAAACCAUGCUGUUUCCGACCCGAAUCUCGAUGAAUUCGAGUGUGGUAAUAACGACAAGAGCCUCUGCGUUGGCAUUGAUCCUGAGACAGCUAAAACUUGGAUAUAUCCAGUGAAUGUUCCUCUUAGAAAUUAUCAGUUUGCUAUAACGAAGACUGCUUUGUUUUCAAACACAUUGGUGGCUUUGCCAACGGGACUUGGUAAAACGCUUAUAGCAGCAGUUGUAAUGUAUAAUUACUUCAGAUGGUUUCCAGAAGGUAAAAUUGUCUUUGCCGCACCUUCUCGACCUCUUGUGAUGCAGCAGAUUGAGGCGUGUCAUAAUAUCGUAGGGAUACCACAAGAAUGGACAAUUGACUUGACGGGUCAGACUUGCCCUUCGAAAAGAGCCUUCUUGUGGAAAAGCAAGCGGGUUUUCUUUGUCACUCCGCAAGUGCUAGAGAAAGAUAUACAGUCAGGAACGUGUCUUACUAGUUAUUUGGUUUGCUUGGUGAUUGACGAGGCACAUCGAGCUCUAGGGAAUUACUCUUAUUGUGUUGUUGUUCGUGAGUUGAUGGCGGUACCAGUACAAUUGAGAAUACUGGCUCUUACUGCAACUCCUGGAUCAAAAACACAGGCCAUCCAGGGUAUCAUUGAUAAUUUGCAGAUAUCAACACUUGAAUAUCGAAACGAGAGUGACCAUGAUGUUUGCCCUUAUGUCCACGACAGAAAAGUAGAACUUAUCGAGGUUCCCUUGGGUCAAGAUGCAGAUGAGGUAUCUAAACGCCUGUUAGAUGUUAUAUGUCCAUAUGCAACCAGGCUUAAAAAAUUUGGGGUUAAUCUAAGCAGGGACUAUCAAACUUUAAGUCCGCAUGAAUUACUUAUGGCAAGGGAUAAGUUUCGUGAAGCACCUCUGCCAGGCAUUCCACAUAUAAGUCAUGGAGAUGUAGAAUCUUGCUUUUCAGCUCUUAUCACUCUUUAUCACAUUCGUAAGCUCCUGUCUAGUCAUGGAAUAAGGCCAGCAUAUGAGAUGCUAGAAGAAAAAUUGCAUUCAGGGCCAUUCGCUAGGUUGAUGAGUAAGAAUGAAGAUAUUAGGAUGACGAAGCUUUUGAUGCAGCAAAGGUUGUUGAAUGGAGCACCAAGCCCAAAAUUGUCGAAGAUGUUAGAAAUACUAGUUGAUCAUUACAAAAUGAAAGAUCCAAGGACAUCACGGGUCAUUAUUUUCUCAAAUUUCAGAGGAAGCGUAAGAGACAUUAUGGACGCAUUAAAUAAUGUUGGAGAUGUGGUCAAAGCAACUGAGUUUAUUGGUCAAAGUUCAGGUAAGACACUGAAAGGGCAGUCGCAAAAAGUUCAGCAGGCUGUUUUGGAGAAAUUUCGAUCUGGUGGGUUCAAUGUUAUUGUUGCAACAUCUAUUGGCGAAGAAGGCUUGGAUAUCAUGGAAGUCGACCUAGUUAUAUGUUUUGAUGCUAAUGUGUCCCCUUUGAGGAUGAUUCAACGCAUGGGAAGAACCGGAAGGAAAAAUAAUGGUCGAGUUGUAGUUCUUGCUUGUGAAGGGUCAGAAAAAAAUAGCUACAUGCGGAAGCAAGCAAAUGGCCGGGCCAUUAAUAAACACAUGCGGAAUGGAGGAAUGAAUAGUUUUAAUUUUCAUCCUAGUCCAAGGAUGGUUCCCCAUGUUUAUAAACCAGAAGUUCAGCAUGUUACGUUUUCUAUUGAGCAAUUCAUUCCACGUGGAAAGAAACUACAAGAUGAACCUGCCACUGAGACUCCAACUUUCAAGAAAAAGCUUACAACUGCAGAAACAGAUAUGCUCGCCAAGUAUUACAAGCCCAACGAGGAAAAGUGGCGAGUGUCCUUGAUUGCGUUCCCUCACUUCCAGACAUUGCCAUCUAAAGUACACAAAGUAAUGCAUUCACGUCAAACAAGCAUAUUAAUUGACGCUAUGCAGCAUUUGCAAGAGACAACCUUUUCAGAGCAAAAUAAAAAUCUCUUCACUGAGGUUGGAGCUCCUUUGGGUGGAAGAGAGGAUCUUGAUAUAGGUUUGAGGGUUGGUGAUGAUCCGAAAGAUCUAUACCCUCUCGGUGAUUUGGAUGUCAACACAUCACAGAUAAAGGCAAAACAAGUUAUUGAGUCUCCUACAAGCACCUUAGAGACUACAGAGAAAGAUUUUGAAGAAUCUUCACCCACACACCAUUAUCUUUUCGGUUCAGACUGUGCAUCUGUUGAUACUCUGGGGAAGGUUUUUGUAUUGCCUGUUCCUCUUUCAUUCUCUUCUAAUGUGCUAGGGUCAGACUAUAUGCUUGAAACAGAAAAACAACAUUUUUGCCCAGAAAGAUCCCCCAUUGAAUUUCCUCCGAUAGGUACUUCCACAAAAUAUGAGAAAGAUAACAUAUCAUGCAAGUUAAAGCAAGGAUUCUCGCUAGAGAAUGCCGACGAGAUACUAGAGACUCAAAGCCUUGUGACAAGACACUCAACUGGUUUAGGUAAAGGAGAUGUAGCUAAUUUUGUUGGAGAGAUUAUGUUAUCAUCGGAUGAGGAUGACUGUGAGGACUUGGAGCUUAGCCCAAGGCUCACUAACUUCAUCAAGAGUGGUGUUGUUCCAGAUUCACCUAUCUAUGACCAAGGAGUUGCAAAAGAAGCGAACAGAGAAGAAGACCUUGAUCUUCCUAAGCUUUCUUCCUCUAUGAGAUUCAAUAAUGUGGCAGAAGAGCCUUAUUGCCCUGAGACAAAGAUUCAACAUAAAGGCAGCGAUGAUCACAUUACUUCAACAAACAAUGAAUUCAGAACUCCUCAGAAGGAGGAAGGUUUGGCCAACGGAACAGAAAGCUUGGCUGUUUCACCCAUGCCUGAGCAGUGGAGAACUCCCUUGGCGAAUCUCGCAAACACAAACAGCAGCGCUAGCAAAGAUUGGCGGCUGAGUUCUGGAGAAAAGUCAGAAACUCUUCAACAACCUCGCAAAUUGAAGAGACUACGUAAACUUGGAGAUUGCUCGAGUGCUGUAAAGGAGAAUACUCUUGAUAUUGCAAAGGCAGACCAUAACAGAUCUUGCUAUCACAGUGAUAAGCACAUUAGAGGUAAGAGGAAGAUGAGUGUGGAUAAUGAUGCCCGAAUCUUCAUUGACGCAGAAGCUGAAGUCUCUUCGGAAGCAGAAAUGUCUGCUGAUGAGAACGAAGAUGUGGCUGGUGAUUCAUUCGAAGAUAGUUUCAUAGAUGACGGGACAAUACCUACAGCAAAUACUCAAGCCGAGUCUGGUAAAGUUGAUAUGAUGGCUGUUUACAGACGUUCUUUACUCAGCCAAUCACCAUUACCAGCAAGAUUUCGUGAUUUAGCCGCAUCAAGUCCAAGUCCCUAUUCUUCUGGUCCCUUGAAGACUAUAAUCGAGAGCAGAAGCGACUCAGAAAGAUCAUUGUCUUCUCUCAGAACACCACAGACAACAAACUCUGAGUCAAACAAGGAAACAAUGGUCACAGGAGACUUUUCGGUAGUACAAAUCUCAGCAGAGAGUCGGAAAAGGAAAUUUGGCUUAUGCAACUCGGGGGAUGUCCCCGUGAUUAACUUGGAAAAUAAGUUCGCAGCUGAUGCACAAGUCAUGGAGAAGGAAAGCCGUGAAGUCGUGAGAAGCAAUGCAAGUGCAUUACAAUACAAUGAUGAUGGUGAUGAUGACGACGAUGAUGCAUUCUACGCGACACUAGACUUUGAUGCCAUGGAAGCACAGGCCACAUUGUUAUUGUCGAAACAGAGUUCAGAGUCGAAAAAGAAAGAAGAUGCACCGGUUAAACCUCAUCCGGGCAAUCAAAGGAGUAAUGGUUUGGAGGAAGAUGCACCAUCUUUUGAUCUUGGUUUGUGGUGAUUCUUCUGCUACUAAGUUAUGUGUAUACAUUGACAUUUGGUUGAAUGUUAGGUGUAUUAAGUUUUUAUAAUAUCUUCUCAAGUUAAUAGCAUCAAUGA
Molecule: messenger RNA, 4747 nt
Organism: Eutrema salsugineum
Lineage: Eukaryota; Viridiplantae; Streptophyta; Magnoliopsida; Brassicales; Brassicaceae
Product: DEAD-box ATP-dependent RNA helicase FANCM
Exons: 23
Coding region: 588-4649 (1353 amino acids)
Biological process (GO): double-strand break repair via synthesis-dependent strand annealing; interstrand cross-link repair; replication fork reversal
Molecular function (GO): four-way junction DNA binding; four-way junction helicase activity; 3'-5' DNA helicase activity
Source: RefSeq, a predicted model, not a curated record